This is a messenger RNA of Hydractinia symbiolongicarpus, 1809 nucleotides long. RefSeq lists its product as uncharacterized. Bases 9 to 902 code for a protein of 297 amino acids. Lineage: Eukaryota; Metazoa; Cnidaria; Hydrozoa; Anthoathecata; Hydractiniidae. The record is from RefSeq and is a predicted model, not a curated record. The transcript has 3 exons.
GAAGUGCAAUGGCAUCAAAAAUGGCGCUCUUAUUUUUAACACUGUUAAUAUGUAUCGUAUGUAUUAGCAAAGGAGAUAUAUUACGAUUGUCUGAAUGCAACAAGUUUUAUGCUGUCUUCGAUGUUGUGUUUAACAAGUUUCUUUUGAUAAAUACGACAUAUUCUUUGGUUAGAAACGUCGAGCUGAAUAUAUGUUUGAUUAUAUGCAUGCAAUAUCCAAAGUGCAAAUCAUUCAGCUACAUGUUUCAUCACUCACAAUGCCGAAUACACCAUUCCACUAGAACUGACACAGGAAGUGAGUUACAAAAGGAAAAUGGAUGGACACACUAUGAAACCAAUGAGAAUGCAACGAACGUUGGCCCUGUUUGUGAAGAAAGAAAACCAUGCAAAUGUGGAAAAUGUGUGGAUACAUGUGAUGAUGCAGGCUUCAAAUGUGAACCUGCCUUUUUGGGUGAAUGGAUUUUAUUGAAGCGCAAUGUCUGCUUUGGAGCACGUGAAAAUGAGUUUGGAACAUUUGAAAUACAACAUGAUGCAGUAAUGACUGACAUAAAAUUAGUACAUAUUGGUGGACCUGGUCUAAAGUGCAUAGAAAACACAAUACCAACAAAGUGGGGAUGUAGUUACGAUAAGGCCCUUUUUACUGUGAAAUAUGUUGCGGCUGUCAUUACAGAUGAUCAAAACAAGCAACUUUACCCAUCUAUGCAACCUGAUAAAGGAUUCUUUACUGUACCAGGAUACAACGCCAACUCUCCCUACCUCAUCUUCAAUGCAACAAGUCACACUGUUUACAAAGGACAGGAGCUGAGAUUGCAUUAUGGUGAAGCUUGGGUGUCUAAUGGAUACCUUUCUAAUAACAGUGGUGAAUCAUGUGCAGAUAUAUAUGUGAAAUUGUGUGACGAAUAAUGUUUUUCUGAAUGAUGCAAUUCUCUUCAGUCUGAACUAAAUGGAGAAUUAACGUUCUUGUUUGUUGGAAUAUCGGUUAAAUGCGAUGAAUUUUCUUCUUAAACUUUAAAAAAAAAAAUUGAUUUUAAAGACUUUUCACGGUAAACAUUUUGUAUUAAAUUUCUAUGUAGAUACACACAAAAUUGAAAGAACUUACCGUAAUGCUUCGAAUAAACGCCCCCUUCUAUUAAACGCUCCCUCGAAUAGACGCCCCUCCUUUUCAGUCAUUUUUCAAAUAAACGGUCCCCCUCGAAUAGACGCCCUUCCCUCAUAAGGGGAGUUUAUGCGAGGCGAUAGUAAAAGUAUACUUACUUACUUUUUUCUUAAAGCUUUUCGCUUUUGAAGUUCAUUCUCUAAGCAUGUGAAUAUCUUUUAUUUUCUGUUGUGAAGAUAUAUAUUAUAGGUUACCUUAAAAACUGCAAAAAAGACAAAGUGUAAAAAAUUUAAUAAACGCCCCCCUCGAAUAUAAGCCCCCCUCCAACAUGUCAAAAAAUUUAAUAAACGCGAAGCAUUACGGUAGUUGGAAGAAAAAAUCACUUUUAAAUCAAUGUAUUUUAUUCACGAUCUUAUUAUUAUAGAAAUAUUACCAAUAAAAUUAGUAACAACAGCUGCAAUUGGUUAAUAAGACAUUCGAAAUUAUCCAGCUGAACUUUAACGACGCUCAGCGAAGUCUCGUUAUCUUAUGUUAAUUUCGAAUGCCAUUUUCCCGCGCGGUAAAAGAAGCGGGAAAGUUUCUUUGGUUAGCAGCAGUAGUUAUUUUAUUUUUUUAUCUCUGUGUAUUUUUUUAUUUAUUUAUUUGGUAGUACAUAUUUCUACUAGAUAUAAAAUGUAUAAUAGUUGCACGAGGUUAAAAAAUAUAUUCCUAAGA